CAAAACACGCGUCUGCGUUUGAAUUUUUGUGGCUAGCGGGAGUUUUAAAUUUUUACUGAACUGACGAAAUUUCAUGUUUAAUUUACCAAUUUGCCUCUAGUAGAGAAUUAUUUUAGGUUUAAUUAUUUUAUGACAAGAAAACUGUUGACAGUAUGUUUAACGCUGACAAGCAACACUGCCUACGAAUUGCUGGCAAACCUAAGAAAAAUGUAUUAUCGACUCGGCGAAAGAUGAAAGUGCUAUCAUACUUGAAUUCGAAGCAUAUGGAUUCUAAGGGGAAUGGCAUUGAAAAGAAUGUUGAUGAAAUACAAGAUGAAUGCAUUUUUGAACAUGGAAAAGAAGUACUAACGUUUCUUCAGAAUGAACAAGUUUAUAUUGAGCACUUAAAAGAGCUCCAACAACUUUUAUCACAUCCUAUGUUGAGAGGGAGUAUACCAUCUCUGGAAAAUCUGAAUAAUUUUGUCAAUGAAAUGCUUUUGAUUCAUGAAAACCUGCACAAUGUUAUCAUUUCUGGAGAAUGUAACUUAGCAGAAGCAUUAAAUCAGUUAUCAUCGAAUCUGAAACUAUAUACUUCUUAUUCUCGAAUUCUCGAUAUGGAUAUAACAUCAUUACAGAAAUUUUUAAAAUUCUAUAAAGGAAACACAGAUGAUUGCCAGCAGCUUCUCCGUGAACCUCUGUCUCAUAUUGCAAGGUAUAAAAAAAUAUUUGAAAAUCUGUGUAAUGCUAUGCCAGAUGAACCACAAUACAGAAGUAUUUUAUGUGCUGUUGAAAAGGCAUUGACUGGAAUGGAAAUGCUAUCAUCUUUACGAAAGAAUUAUACCCGUAUGUAUCAGAUACAGAAACUUUUCAUUAAUCGUAAUCCCAAAAUUAUCUUCCCAGGUAGACUAUUACUAAAAGAAGGAUAUCUAUUUCAGGUAAAAUGUAAAAAACAACGUCUGAAGAAGCAAGUAGCUUUUCUUUUCAGUGAUAUUCUUCUAUGCUGCAGAGUGGUGAUUCCAUCUGUUGACUAUGAUAUAAAAGAAUCUCUGAAGUGCAUUGCUGUGUUUCCUCUCAAUAUUUGCACAGUUUCAAGCGUAAUGGGCAGUAAUUCCAUGGAAGGGACUCUCUUCAAGAUAAACUAUGGAAAUCUCUCUUAUUUAUUUUUAUGUAAAAUUCCUGGAGAGGGUAGCAUUUGGAUUCAAGAAAUUCAAACAGCCAUCAAAAAGUUUAAAGAUCCAUCUACCGAAGGAAAGCCAGCAUUAAAUCUCAAACGAAAUGUUGCUGUGAAAUCUCGAAAAGUGCCAUUUUUAAGAAAAGCCUAUAGAUCUGAAAGCACAAUUAAAAAUAAAGAAAUUGAAACUGAACAGUAUUCUACAGAUCUGGUGAAAUAUGGUUCUGUGAGAAGCUUCUAUGAAAAAUUUAUCAUGUGCCGUAAUGUAACUAACAAAUGAAAAAAUUUUGUCCUGCUUUUCAGUAAUGUUAUAUCCAUUAACUUUUAAUCAGGCUAAUUGUGAUGAACCAUGAUCUUCAGAGUUUUUUAAAAACAUUACGCUGCUUAUGGGAAAAAUUGACAACUGAUCUUUGCUUUUAACAAAUACUUUUGAUACAGGUCUUUAAUCAUGUUGAUGAUCAUUAAUUUUAACGGUGUAAACUUUAAACUGUGAUAAAACCGAUUUUUAAUGUAGGCAUGUAUAUUAUGUGCAUCACAUUUAUUUUUAACAAAUAUUUUGUACCUGAAAAAGUGAAUUAAUUGUAUAGUGUACUUAUAUUUCAGAAAUGUAAUAGAAAUUCUACAGUUGUGUAAUUUAUUGAUCUCUGUGCUAUUUGUUUAAUUUCAUAUUUACAGAAAUGAACUGAAAGAAACGAAUGGGUGCCUUUUCUUAUUACAUGCAUGUCUAUUUAUGUAAAAUGAUUUUCAUCUCUAUAUUAACAAGACAUCGCAAUUUCAUAUAAUAAAAUUAAAGGAAUUAAAACUUUA
Molecule: messenger RNA, 1957 nt
Organism: Stegodyphus dumicola
Lineage: Eukaryota; Metazoa; Arthropoda; Arachnida; Araneae; Eresidae
Product: rho guanine nucleotide exchange factor 39-like
Biological process (GO): positive regulation of cell migration
Cellular component (GO): plasma membrane
Source: RefSeq, a predicted model, not a curated record